AUGGUGGUGGUAACUAACCUGGAGGGUAUAGGUAAGACGGUCGUAGGAUCGGCAUAUUUUCCAUAUGAUAAUAAAAAUAAUCCGCCAAUUGAAGUUCGUAGGUUGGUGGACUACUGUAUGGAAAAGGGACUUCCUCUGCUGCUGGGCUGCGAUGCAAACUCACAACAUACGGUGUGGGGGAGCUCAAAGGACAACCAGAGAGGACAGGAGCUACUGGAAUAUCUAAUCGGAACGAAUCUAGAUAUUCUCAACACGGGUUCGACCCCGACUUUUAGCAAUGCGAUUAGGCAGGAAGUGAUUGAUAUCACUCUCUGCUCCAAAAACAUUGGAAAUAAGGUAAGAAGAUGGAAAGUUUCUAAUGAACCUUCUCUUUCUGAUCAUUCACAGAUAGUCUUCGAGGUGGAGUCUGCGGUCCGAUCCGAAACUAAGUGGAUUCGUAAUGUGUGCUGGUGGAAUGAGAGACUAGAACAUCACAGGAGAGAAACCAGGAGACUCUUUAAGCGUGCCAAGAAAAGGCGCACGACUAAUGGUUGGUCUGAUUUUAUGAAAAUGAGAGACGACUACAGAAAUGAAGUAAGGAAAGCAAAACAAGACAGUUUGAAUGCUUUCUGCUCUAGCAUCGAAAAAGGGAAAGAGGCGGCCAGAUUGGAUAAGCUGCUCGCUAAGAACCCUGAUGCAAUUCUGGGCACUUUAAUGUUGCCGGACGGGACUUUCUCUGAGUCGGACGAUGGAACCUUGGCUUGCCUGGUCCAGGAACACUUCCCAGGCUUUUCGAGGUCUGGGGAGGGCGGAUCCGAUCCUGAGCCGCCGACAAAUCUUCCGCAGGCUGAUUACCGGUCGCGGAGGCAGUUGGCUAACAAGAUUGUGACUGCCGAGAGGAUCAGAUGGGCCACGGAAUCUUUCAGCCGUUACAAGUCUCCGGGUCCUGAUGGCGUCUACCCAGUCCUCUUGCAAAGAGCGAUGGAUGAGGCUGUUGGACCAUUGGUAAGGCUUGCUAGGGCGAGUCUGACUCUGGGAUACGUACCGAUAGCGUGGAUGGGUACAAAAGUUGUAUUCAUACCUAAAGCGGGCAAGAACGGUUAUACCUCACCGAAGGAUUUCCGUACUAUUAGCCUUACAUCCUUUAUCCUAAAAUUAGUUGAAAGGUUGGUGGAUAGAUAUAUUCGCAGUGAGAUUUUGGAGCGGUUCCCGCUACAAAAGGAUCAAUAUGCGUAUAGAGCGGGAUGCUCUACGGAAACAGCUCUGGCUAGAGCAGUAGACCUAAUUGACGGGCAACUGCAUAACGGGGGCGGUGCGUACAACUCCUACUGCUGCCCUUGGUGCCCUCUUGGGGCUAGAACCCUUACACCUUACAAUUAA
Messenger RNA from Leptopilina heterotoma, 1359 nucleotides. RefSeq lists its product as uncharacterized. The coding region runs from base 1 to 1359 and encodes 452 amino acids. The record is from RefSeq and is a predicted model, not a curated record. Lineage: Eukaryota; Metazoa; Arthropoda; Insecta; Hymenoptera; Figitidae. The transcript has a single exon. Gene Ontology annotation, molecular function: catalytic activity.